Molecule: messenger RNA, 5536 nt
Organism: Aphanomyces invadans
Lineage: Eukaryota; Oomycota; Saprolegniomycetes; Saprolegniales; Verrucalvaceae
Exons: 3
Coding region: 40-5439 (1799 amino acids)
Biological process (GO): cilium assembly
Cellular component (GO): axoneme
Molecular function (GO): protein binding
Source: RefSeq, a predicted model, not a curated record
UAGAAGGCCAUUUUCGGAACGGUCGCGCGAUCUGACAGCAUGGCGGCGACUGCCGUGGACGCCGCGGCAAAGCAUGCGUUCGCGUACGACGGAGGAAUGGUCGUCCUUAUAGACGAGCACACGACCGUCUCCAAGUGCGGCAACGUGCUCAAGUUCUCGUCCAUCGUGAGCAACUCGCAGCACUUUCUCACUCGGUCAAAGUCCACUCGGAUCACAUCUUUCGACGCCAACGCGAAGGCAUCGCACGUUGCCGUCGCCGCGUGCGAAGAGCGCGCGGAAGUGUCUAUCUACUCCUUCCCGGAGAAGAAACUGCGCGGGAAGCUCAAGGUCGACGAGAGUUGCGUGUUCGACCACUACCUCGUCCAGUUUUCGCGGUGUGGGUCCAGGUUGCUGUCGGUCGGGACUACCCCAACCUCCAACGAGUUGCGUGUGUGGGAUGUGGACAAGCUCGACUGUAUUGAAGGGUGCACCGCGGUGCUGCCGACGCGCGUCACGAUGGCAUCAUUCAAUCCACUCGACGCGCAAACGUUCAUGACGGUCACGGCGGACGCAGUCACCUUUUGGCGCAUAUGCCAUGGCAUGCACGGCCAGUGUUGUUUUAGCAAGGUCGACGGCGCGGCGUGGGGCGUCCAUGACGCGGCGCCGCAUCUCGGGAAAACCCAGUCCAGUCGUGCUCUCCUCGCAGGCGCAAACGACAAGCUGCCGGCGUUCAACGAUGACGGCGCCGCCGACGACGACGACGUCUCGACGCGGUAUCGCUACGUGAGCCACUGCUGGUCCAAGGCGGCAGGGCACAUCCACCUCGUGAAUGCGCGCAGCGAGCUCGUGACGCUCGACUCGGCCACCGGUGCCGUCGUCGCGCGUAUCGUCCCGCUGUCGCGCGCGCCCGUCAUGGCGACGGCGCUGGCACUGACCGCCGAGAGCCUCGUCGUGGGGUUUUCGGACGGCACGAUCCGAUGGCUGGCAUCCGACGACCUGACCCUCGUCCUGCAAACAACAGCGCUUCCCCAUCCGAUCACGGCAUUCGCGCUGUCCCCGACGUGUGUUGUCCUUGUCGCGGGAACGACCAACGGCGGCCAGUACGAGCUCAAGGCGUUCGUGGAGCCGGUCGAUGACGACGCACAAGACCGACAGCAGCAGCAGCAGCCUGCCGCAAAGUCCCUGGGCAUCAACCACACGGGCGCGAUCGUGGCGGUCUCGACGCUGCUUCCGGCAGGCGGCACCACCAACGACGCGGUCCUCGUCACAGGCGGCAUGUCUGGUCUCUUGCACGUAUGGGCGGUCGUGGGGUGUCGCAGCCUCGCUGCCGUCGACGUCUUGGAUCUGUUUGACAACACGUCGAUCGCGGCCACGUCCCAGCCGUCGUUUUCGUCGACGCCAGCGCUUGCGACGACUGGUCUUGCAGACACCGCCGCCGCCGCCGCGACUGCCGUUCCGAUCGUGAGUCUGGCCGCGCGAACCCUCGAUCCGAUCCUCGUGGUCGGCGACGCUGCUGGCCGGGUUCGCAUCGUCGGGCUGAGCAAGGCGACAACGUCCGUGGACGUCGCGCCGCUCCACACCGCGCGCCUCCUUCCUUCGACCGCUCCCAUCGAUCUCGUCGAACUGCAUCCGUCGCUGCCACUCGUCCUCGUCGCGUCGUCCGCCGACACGGCGGUGUUUGUCAUGUCGGUCGAGCCCGACAAGCAGUUUCGCGUCGUCGCGUUUAUCCGGACUGCGCACCGCCCGCAACUCAUCAAGUGGGUGCCAACGUCCAGCCUCGAGUCCACGUACUUUCUCGUGUCGACCGCCGCGCGCGGCGUCAGCUACGUGCUAGUCCCCAACAACCUCGACGACCGCCUCGCGACCGAGCUACCGCUAAUGCCCCUUGGCGCCGACCCAACUCUUCCGUUGGAAUGCCACGGCGGGGCGUUCCUGCUCACACCGGGGAAGCUCCUCGCGUACUUUAACCGCGGCGACAAGGCGCUGCACCUGGUCAAGGUGUACGACGCGCCUGGCGCGGCCAAGGACCGCGAGCUCAAGACCCUUGUUCUCCAUGCUCAUGCCAAGCCGAUCACGGCCAUCGCGCGCAGCAUCCUGUCGUCGAAAGACGGUCAAGAGAUUGUCGCGACCGGCGGCGCGGACGGCGUGGUCACGCUGUGGCUUGUCCAGACAAAGCGAUCGUCCAGCGCGGUCUUCCUCAAGGACGUCGACAUCAACGUGCGCAAGCAGCGCAGCCUCCCCAUCCACUCGGGGCCGGUCACGGCGCUCGUGUUCGCCACGUGCGACGACUACCUGUUUGUGUACUCGACGGGGGUGGACGGCGCGAUCUUUUGCAUUGACGUGCACGUCGAUCCGUCGGUCGUCAUGUUCAAGAGCGCCGCGGAAGGCGCUAGCCCAUUGUACGCGGCGAUUGUGGCCAAGGACAAGCAGGGGGCGCCAUUGUCGGAAAAGAAGCUUCGACUCGUCCUGGCCGACGACCCCAAACCGUUCCUGGACUUGUACGCCGACGAGCAGGCGGCGCUCGUGCGCGCCAAGUUUGAAGCCGUCAAAGAUGCGAUCCGCGGCCCCCUCGCGGAAAUCCAGCUCAAGCUCAAGACGAUGCUCCAGCAUAACGCCGAGUUGCCCGAGACGGAGGCGCUCGAGCGCCACGAAUUUGUCGUCAACCGGAGCCAGGAGGCUGCGCUGCUCGCUCAGAGCGACAAGAGGGCCAAGGAAGUCCGCCGCAACAUCAGUCGGCAGAUCGCCGAGCUCAACAUUGUCCGCGACCGCAUGCGUGUCGAGUUCUGGGACUCGGGCGAAGUCCACGGGGUCCAACUGCACGGCCUCCACUCGUCCCUGCAAGUGGUAAACCUGCCCAUGCGAAAGCUCGGUAAGGCGGAGGUCCGCCGCUUCGACACGAUCCUGCGGCUGCGAGAGCUUGAAUUCCACGCGGCGGUGGCCGAGCCGACCGCAACCAAGCAGCACUCGCUUCAUCGGCGCAAUUCAUCCAUGUACCAUCACAGCGACGUCAUUCCGCCCAACAUCUCGUGGAUGGUGAACGCUGGUUUGUUGCAUCCGUCGCUCGGAAAAAAGGUCGGUGUGGCCGACAUGGCGAGUGCGUCGGGCGGCGGCGCCGCGACGGAAAAGGGGGCAGCAAAAAAUGGAUCGUCGUCCAACGCGCAACAACCGGCCAAGGCGGCGACCUUGCCCGAUGCGACGGACGCCGCACGGGCAGACAGCGACCAAGGCCCGUCAUGUCUUCGGCUCGUGGACCUGAUCUACCACCCGGCCAUGAUUCGCACCCGCAACCAGCAGCGCACGCAGAUUCACCUGCUGCAAGCAUACGAGCGGCAUUUGAUCAUGCAGUACAACGCAGAAUUUGACGCGAUGGUCAAGGUCAAGGAAGCCAAGAUGGACGAGAUCGAAGGCAAGAACAGUCGGAUGCGCGAAAUUUGCGCCGAGCUCGGGCUCGACGCGUCGGCCACGACCGUCACGUGCAAGUGGCACCCGGACGAAAUCGCCGAUUCCAUGAUGCGUCUGCUGCCGGGGGAGGCGACCAAGGUGCCGUACGAGACGGACGAACGGCGCAAAGUCCGCGAGGCGGCCGAGGCGGCAGCGCGGCUCCAGGACGAGAAGAACAAGAAGGACGACGUGGCCGGGCGCGCGCUGGCGGACAUGAUGAACGGCACACUCGAGACGAAGAAGGAAACCAUCGUGGCGCACACGGUCGCGCGGGAGGCGUGGAUGGACGACGUCGCGCCCGACGACAUGACAGCCGAGCAAAAGCAAAAGGUCGCAGCAUUCGAAGCCGAAGCAAUCAAGGUGCUCGAAGACAAGGAAAAGGCCCGCAAAGCGCUCGACCUCGAGCUCAAGAAGCUCAAGGUCGACGUCGGUGACAUUUGCAAAGCAUUCGACGACAAGCUCAAGUGCCUCCAGGACCUGUACUUGGCGACGCGCAUGAGUGUGCUGACGCAGCAAAUGUACAUCUUGCGGCUCGGCGAGGUGCUCAUGGACCACGAGCACUGCUGUCACGAGAAGGAGCUGCUCCAGCGAGAGAUCGACACCAUCAUGGCCGACAUUCGAGCGUUGGAAGGCGAUGUGUCGCAGUUCACGGCGCACAUGGACGCGUGCCGCGAAGCAUGGCAAUACGCUGUCGACGAGGACAAAGCGUGCGAGAAAGCGUUCCCGAAAGAGAUCGAGGACGCCGCGGGCGGCACACCGCUCGAACACGACGUGAUGCGGGCGCUCGUGGAGCUGUACCGGAAGCGACGGCCCCAAACCGACGACGCCAAGGACGACCACAAGAUGAAGGCGGGGCGGAAGGAUGUCGGGUCGACGCGAUCUCUGGCGAGCGCCAAUAGCGUCGGCGACUUGGGCAAUUUGGACCCGUUCAGUCACGCAGACCGGCGCAGGAUGCACCCGAACAAGGCCGUCGAGGCGAAGCGCCUCCUCCCGCUCGAUCCUGACGUCGACCGCCCCGAGUCCAUCGCGACGGAUUCAGUCGUGUGGACUGUUUUGAACGAGUGCCGCGUCAAGAAGAUAACGUUGGAGCACGUUGUGCGGCGCAAGAACGACAUGUACAUGGAGGCGAAGGACGUCGUAGACGUCACGCGGGCCAAAGUCGCGGCGCUCGAGGACAAAGCCGACCGGUACUCGCGGGCGCUGCACGAACUCGUGGCCACGAUGGACCUGAACAGCGACAAUCACCCGAUCCUUGUCAAGAUCAAGCAGGGCCAGGACGAAGCGAGCGGCGGCGACGACCUUGUUACGCUCUUUGAAGAGACGGAGAGCGCUCUCCUCAUCGCGCGCCGCAGCGUCGAGUCGCUCAAUGCCACCAUCAUGGUCCACGGGAACGAGCAAGUGUCGAUCCUCGGCAAGAUCAAGAACUUUCGCAAGAACAUCAACUUGAUGGAAUGGGAGCACGCAUACCUCGAAAUGCUGACGCGCAACACGGAGGACCACUACACGGACCUCCAGCUGCUCCGCGUGACGAAGAACCUCCAGGAACUCAUCACGACCGGCGACGCGAGCGAAAAGCACAAGCAGGAGCAAAUCCUUCUCGAGUCCAAGCUCGCGUACAUGGGCAAGAGCCACCAGGUCCACCAACUCAAGCUGUCCAAGACGACCCAAGCGCUCAAGAACCAACUUGCCGACCGUCUCAAGGAAAACGAGCAGUUCAAGCGGCAGCUCCAGGAUUUGCAAACACACAUCCACAUCCGCGAAGACAUUGUGGCGAGUCGUCGAGCCUCCGCGGCUGUGACGUCCACGGGGCAGACGAAGAAGGGGUCGGCCAACCCCGGGAAAGAUAACAAGCUCAAGGCGAUCACGGUGCGCCGGAAGCUCAUCGAUUUGGCCAAGGCCCAGAGUGAAGAGAUCGAGUUCAUGCGCCAAGAACUGGACAAGAUUCGACGCCGGACGUUUCCCAGCUUUGUCCAGCCGAUGCAAGCACCUGGCGACGACGACGACUUCUUCCGCGACUAGCGUAUGCACGUAAUAUAGUGUUCUCGAGCGUCUCGCCGUGGGUUGUGCACGGCACUUGUCGCCCGCCGCUUUCUCGCGUGGCCGCCGAAUGACGCAC